GGCGGUGGGUGCCUCUCCUGGGAGCAUAAUCAAGGCAGGGGUUUUCUAUCCUGCUAAGCUGCCCACACACGCAGAGGACUGGCCUCACGAUUCUGUGAGGACAAUCAUUUGUGGACUAGCCUGGACCAGCUUGGUAUCAUAGAUGAAACCCCACACACGCUGACGAUUAUCGUCAAGGAUUGGCAUGAAGACAGACAUCAAGGCGCCAGUCGUCUGGGUGUGUGGAGGGAUCUCGCGCCAGUCGUCUGCAUUAAAUGGACUCACACCGCCAGUCCACUACUUUCGUUCAGUUGUGAAGAUCUGGAAGGGUACAUAGCUAGACUUGGACGUUUGCAGAAAGCCAUUGUGUUGUGACAAUGUCUUUAAACGUGAAAUAUAUGUCCCCUGAUUUUAUUCGAGACUUUAUAGAAAUGUACAGGAGCUUCCCAUGCUUGUGGAAAGUGCGUAGUGCUGAGUAUUCAAAAAAACACAAAAGGCAAGCUGCUUAUGAACAGCUAGUUGAGUUGUGCAAAACAGUGAAUGAAAAUGCCAACAUUGAAUAUGUUAAAGCCAAAAUUUGUACAUUUCGCGGCUCAUUUAGAAAAGAACUUAAAAAAGUCAGGGAUUCCAAAAGAUCAGGGGCUGAUGAGGUGUAUGUGCCCAAGUUAUGGUAUUAUGAUCUGCUGUUGUUUACUGCUGGUCAAGAAACACCGAGGGAAUCAACUUCAAAUAUACCCGUGGAUCAAGAAAGGAGUGACACCCAAGAAACAGACACGGAAGUGGUGGAUGGCGGUCAAAGACAGGUGGAAGGAGUUCAGGACUCACUGGAGACACCCAUGAAUGCUGGCACUGCCUCGACGAAACCUACUACUUCAGUUUCUCGUAAAAGAAAGAGUGAUGUCGAUGUUCGUAAACAAAGGCUCUUGGAAAAUACAGAAAAGUGUUUAGAUCAAGAGGAAGACGAAUAUGAUAGUUUUGGUAAAUUUGUAGCAGCAAAGUUGAGAAAGAUGAGUGAAACACAAUGUCUCUUUGCUGAGAAACAAAUCAUGGAAAUAUUAUAUAAUGGUGCAAUGAAUACCAUUUCUACAAGAUCUGGAGUGUCCAGUGGGAAUGAAUGUAAUAACAGUAUCGGGGAAAGUUCCAGCUCAAUACUUUCUAUCAUACCUGACGUGUAAGAUGUGUCAUUUUCAUGUGAUCGUCAUGUAUUGAGAUCGUGUUUUAACGAGUGGAUUACAUAAUUAUUUCUAAUGGUAUAAUUAAUACCACUGAUGUGUCUGCCCUUACAAAGGAAUUUUUAUAAACAGCAAUUUUUUGUUUUUUUACUAACAUAAUUAUAUGACUGACAAGCAUUAUUUCUGUUUUUUUCGCUGGAUUUCAAAUAUAAAUUACAAAGACAAGGAUGGCGAUUUUUAUUUAUUUAUUUAUUUUUUUUUUUUUUUUUACUAAGAAGAUGAUUACAGUAC
This is a messenger RNA of Eriocheir sinensis (Chinese mitten crab), 1442 nucleotides long. RefSeq lists its product as uncharacterized. NCBI's taxonomy places the organism in Eukaryota, Metazoa, Arthropoda, Malacostraca, Decapoda, Varunidae. The coding region runs from base 357 to 1154 and encodes 265 amino acids. The record is from RefSeq and is a predicted model, not a curated record. The transcript has 2 exons.